CAUUCCAAAAGUUUUAGAAAGAGAAUCUAGAGAGAGAAAACUCUUGGAGGAAGAGAGGGGGAGAACGACUACCCAAGAAAACAGAGUACACGGUUGAGGAAGGGAAACAGAUUCAGAAGCAAGAGAUCUAAAACGGUGUAAAAGCAAAACAAGAGAGAAGAAAAAACUUCAGUCUUAUGAGAGAGAGAGAGAGAGAGAGAGAGAGAGAGAGAGAGAGAGAGAGAGAGAGAUUUGAUGCAGAGAAGCAGCAGCAUAACAAGAAACAGAGCACAAAACAAAGGAAGCAAAACUACCACCAUGGAAACGAUGUCUUGUUUGCCACAGAAACCAGACCCAGUUCCUCCCCCACUGAAGGCCUGGUCAAAACUCUGGCUCAAAACAAAACUCCAAUCUUCUCUGCCCAGACAACCCCUACCCACCAACCCCAAAUCACAGCCCAACAAAACCCUCAUCUCACAGACCCUACUGGUCUCCGACCGAACCUCUCUCCUCUCCGACCAGAUUCUCCUCCAAAUCCUCUCCAAACUCCCCAAAUCUCAAAGGAAUUCGAAUUCCCUCGUCUCCAAACGCUGGUUAAACCUCCAGGGCCGCCUCAUACGCUCCAUAAAGCUUCUAGACUGGGAGUUCCUCGUGUCGGGCCGGUUAUUCGCCCGAUUCCCAAACCUAAUCCACGUUGAUGUCGUCCAUGGGUGUGUCAUCUCCCCAAGGAAUUCGUCAGGUAUUUUGUUGACUCAAAAAAUGGUCUCUUUCCAUGUAGACUAUAACGUUUUCCCAAGUGGGUUUGCGCCUGAAAAUUAUUUGCUCUCAGUUAAUGAAGUUGAUUUUGGUUUGAGGUCAUUAGCUAGUGGGUACCCAAACCUGAGAAAGCUCAUGGUAAUCAACGCUAGUGAGUUGGGUUUGUUGAGUGUUGCUGAGGAGUGUCCCACGUUGCAAGAACUGGAGUUGCACAAGUGCAAUGAUCAGGUCUUGCGGGGGAUCGCGGCGUGUCAGAACCUUCAGAUACUGAAAUUGGUGGGAUAUGUUGAUGGGUUUUAUGGGUCUUUGGUUUCAGACAUUGGUUUGACGAUAAUGGCACAGGGGUGUAGGAGGUUGGUGAAGCUUGAGCUCAGUGGAUGUGAGGGAAGCUACGAUGGGAUCAAAGCAAUUGGACAGUGCUGCCAAAUGCUUGAAGAGUUGACUAUAACUAGUCAUAGAAUGGAGGGUGGGUGGCUGUCAGCUCUUUCAUAUUGUGAGAAUCUGAAAACCUUGAAGUUUCAGUCUUGUAAGAGGAUUGAUUGUAGUCCGGGGCCUGAUGAGCAUUUGGGUUAUUGUUCGACCCUCGAGCGUUUGCAUUUAGAGAGGUGUCAAUUGCGCGAUAAGCGCAGUGUGAGAGCGUUGUUUCUCAUGUGUGAGACUGUGAGGGAGAUUGUCUUUCAGAAUUGUUGGGGUUUGGACAAUGAUAUGUUCAGCAUUGCUGGUAUCUGCAGGAGGGUGAGGUUCCUAUCUUUAGAAGGCUGUGGGCUGCUAACAACUCAAGGCCUGGAGUAUGUGAUUGUUUCAUUGAAGGAUCUUCAAAGGCUCCGAGUUGUGUCAUGUAACAAUAUAAAGGACAGUGAAGUAACUCCUGCACUUUCAGUUUUGCUUUCUGAUCUUAAAGAAUUUAUGUGGAGGCCCGAUACCAAGUCUCUCCUCUUGUUGAAUCUUGAGGGGACUGGCAUGGGAAAGAAAGGUGGGAGGUUUUUCGAAAAAGAAUCGAGACUUGAGAUCCUAUUCAAGAAGAUUUGAAACUCAAGACCAUGUCUAAUUCCCAGAAUACCGCUUAUUGCAUACUUGAAUGUUGACUCACUUGGGGGAUGCAAAAAGGCCUUCUUGUUGUAUGUUAUUGUAUUAUACAACACUGUAAUUUUAUCCUUCCCCUGAACGGUGGACAUGUAUUUUGAUGGCAGAAGGUUGUUCAUUUGUCAUGUAGGUGCAAAUGAAUGCAUCUAUUUUGUGAACUCAUCGGUGAUUGCCCCUGUUCAAUUAUCACUAGCCGCAUCCUCCUUGUCAAGCCAACUUUAUGUUGGUAACACCGGCAUGCCUUUUAUUUGUAUAAAACUGUCAUGUCAUAAUAUCGCAUUUCUCGUUCCUUCAA
Rhododendron vialii is the source of this 2113-nucleotide messenger RNA. RefSeq names its product F-box protein At5g07670-like. NCBI's taxonomy places the organism in Eukaryota, Viridiplantae, Streptophyta, Magnoliopsida, Ericales, Ericaceae. The record is from RefSeq and is a predicted model, not a curated record. The transcript is spliced from 2 exons. Gene Ontology annotation, cellular component: SCF ubiquitin ligase complex. Gene Ontology annotation, biological process: SCF-dependent proteasomal ubiquitin-dependent protein catabolic process. Bases 235 to 1764 code for a protein of 509 amino acids.